Molecule: messenger RNA, 604 nt
Organism: Linum tenue
Lineage: Eukaryota; Viridiplantae; Streptophyta; Magnoliopsida; Malpighiales; Linaceae
Source: the annotation of a GenBank genome assembly
CCGAUCGCCCGGAAAUUGCACCAUCAAAGCCAUUCCUCCCAAUCUCAAUACCUCCCAUCAGUACUGCUAACUCUCAAGACCAGAAGUUCAUCCCAUCAUCAUCUACUCACUCCCUCCUUUGGUCCAUUCACCUUUCAUCAUCGCCAUAAUCGUCAUCACCGAAGGAAAAGGAAGCAAGUCGUAGCUACUGACUUGAUACCUUCCAUUCUCUCUGGACCAGUAGGUCUUCUACGGCGUAGCUUCGGCGGCGAAAGAGCGGGGUGAUCAAUCGACGAUCCAAACAAGGAACUGAGGUCCUAAGGCUUCCUACCUAGGCCUAGACUCGUAUUGAAGGGUCAAGAGGAAUCAACUAAGUCAAGGGCCCCAACCUUCACGUUAUAACUUCUUGAAUUAAUAAGGAGCUGCAGGAAACCAGGAGCACCCAGAUCAAUCGCAGGAACAUAGCUGCUGCCCCAGAUGUCAUCACAAGGGUUAGUGGCCCGAAGAGCUUCCAGCGGAACUUGUUUAAGUUUAUGCAUUGUUGGUGGACUUGAGACUUAAUGAGGAUUAUGUUUGAAUACUAUUUUAAGAUGGAUUUUUCCUUGUAUUUUGGAAUAAUGUUUAU